GAAUGUGAUCUGCCUUAAUGGUCCACCAGUGGUCCACCAAGAAGGCUUACGAUAAAAAGCUUCGCAACUCAGGGGAUCCACCACAUUCCUAAUUGGAUCCUACCCAUGCUGCCAUGAAUCUCGUACCGGAAUUUGCUCCUAAACUCUUACAGCUGGAUGGGACCGAGGGCUUUCGGGUUGGGAUAUAAGAUGUUGAGAACUUCCUCCUCCGUAUGUUUUUGGAAUCAUCACAUCCAUCCAUCUAUCAACCUUUCAUUCUCUCAAGGUUCAUUUGCUUGACGCAAAAAAUACUCUCGACGAGUCAUUCCUUCAUUCUUAUUCUUGCCUACAAUCAUUCAUCUUGAUUCUUCAGAUACUACUACACAUUGAUCUUCAUCGUCAGAUCUAUAUUCAUAUUCAAAUUUUGAGUCAAAGUCGAAUUCAAUCUCACCAAUCAACUUCCGAAAUCAAACUUCAAUAUGUUUACCCUUCCUUUAUUCUUGGUCGCUGGCGGCCUUUUCACUCUUUCUAUGGGAGCUCCCAUUGAACAGCGUACUGUAAAUUCUUACACUGUUUAUUCUGGUGAUGGAGAUAUUUCAGUUGGAUGGCCAACUCAGAGUGAUUGGAUUUCAAGCUUCGAUACCAUGUUCGACAAUCAAAACAGUGUUUUGAAAGCUUCAUGUACUCAAUUCGGUGUAGAGAACAAUUCCGAUGAUGAGAUCUCUGAUCUUAAAUCCGCCAUCUCUGAAGUUGCCGACACAACUGGUAUUGAUUCUCGCUUCAUUCUCGCUAUCGUGAUGCAAGAAUCCAAUGGAUGUGUUCGAGCUCCAACCACCGUAUACUCUAUCUCUAACCCAGGACUUAUGCAAUCUCACGAAGGAUCCGGUUCUUGCAACAGCGGCUCUUCGGUUCAAAACCCUUGUCCAAAGAGCGAAAUGGUUCAAAUGAUUACGGAUGGAACAGCCGGUACUUCAUCCGGUGAUGGACUCGCUCAAUGUCUUACUGAAAGUGAUGCUACUGAUGUUUCCAAAUAUUACAAGGCUGCUAGAAUCUAUAACUCCGGUUCAAUCGAUUCAUCUGGAAAUCUUGGAGACGGAGUAGCAACUCAUUGUUACGCAACUGAUAUCGCCAAUCGUCUUACAGGAUGGUUUUCUGGAACUUCUUCGUGCGAUAGUGCUACCAUUGGUUCAUUGACUGGUGGAGCUGCUUCUGCUGGCUCCAGCGCCGUUAGCUCUGUGGUUUCAGUUGCAAGUUCGGUAGUUAGCUCUGUGCUUUCCGAAGCUACUUCGUUACUUCCGGUUGCUACCUCUCCUUACGCACUUCCAACAUAUGCUUCUGUUGGUGGUGUAUUUGCUCAAGCAGGUACCUCAUCUUCAUCUUCUUCCAUCGUCGCAGCAGCUACCUCCGCCGUAUAUGUUCCACCAACCGCUUCAUCCUCAUCCUCUUCUUCUUCUUCCAUCGUCGCAGCAGCUACCUCCGCCGUAUAUGUUGCACCAACCGCUUCAUCCUCAUCUACAUCUUCCUCUACCGCUGCAGCCAUUACCUACGCUGCAGCCACGUCCGCAGUCCCUAUCCCAGCAAACGCUUCCUCAACCUUCACAUCCGCACUCACAUCCGCAAUCCCCACUCCCUCUAUCCCUACAUCCGUCCUCACCGCCACCAAAUCCCCCACCACAUCCAUCGCUGUCACCUACCCCUCCGCAUCCUCCUCCUCGUCAAACAACACCACCCACACUCCAGGGACCGAAUGUUCCACCCCAGGUACAUGGAAUUGCAUUGACGGAACAACGUUCCAACAAUGUGCAUCGGGUAUUUGGUCGAGUAUUGGAGGAUUGGCAUCAGGAACUGCUUGCAAGGUGGGCGAAAGUGAUAUCAUUGAUAUCUACGCUACAAACUCCGAACGCAAGAGAAAUUUUGGUGUGGAGAAGAGAGGAAUGAGACAUUCUCAUAUGCAUGGUUUUAAGAGAAAUGUUUUGUAGAUUUGGGGGGGUUUUUGGGAGUUCUUUUUUUCUUUCGCUUGGAUGGUUUUUAUCAUCUUGCCUUUUAGGCAUUUAUCUUCUUCACUUUUUUUUUUACUUCUUCUUCAAACACUUAGGGUUCGGAUGGGUUUAGCAGGGAUGCAAAGGAUGAUAGGGGAUCGGUCAUCACAUAAAACCACAGCACACUACAUUACACGAUAUGACGAUAUGGAUUGGAGCGGCAUAGGAUUCAUUUGAUUGGGAUACAAUAUGAAAGCAUAUGAACGGAAAAGAAAGAUACGAAACCUGGUGUUUCUCCUUCAUGUGUGGUCUGCAAUGGAAGUUGGAUGGAUGGAGUAUUUUGUAUACCUGGUUGGGGGGUUUGAUAUGGAUUUUUGGGAGGGAGCAGAGAAAAAAGAGAAAAAUAAAAGAGAGUUUGUUGUUAUAGUAUAACGAGGUAUCUUAUACUUGCUAGUAUACAAAAUCACAAUCUACAUCUACAAUCUAAAUCUCCUACAAAUCGCAAAGCACAAACUUCCAAAAUAAAAAUCCCUUUGUUCUCGUCCUCAUUGUACUAUAUAUGAUAACCUACUUAUCUAUUUGACAUCUAUCUAUCUAUUCAUUAUUCUUAAAAUCCAAUAAUAUUUAACA
Molecule: messenger RNA, 2588 nt
Organism: Botrytis cinerea B05.10
Lineage: Eukaryota; Fungi; Ascomycota; Leotiomycetes; Helotiales; Sclerotiniaceae
Exons: 2
Coding region: 459-1958 (499 amino acids)
Source: RefSeq, a predicted model, not a curated record